Diaporthe batatas is the source of this 1725-nucleotide messenger RNA. RefSeq lists its product as uncharacterized. Lineage: Eukaryota; Fungi; Ascomycota; Sordariomycetes; Diaporthales; Diaporthaceae. The record is from RefSeq and is a predicted model, not a curated record. The coding region runs from base 1 to 1725 and encodes 574 amino acids. Gene Ontology annotation, biological process: transmembrane transport. Gene Ontology annotation, molecular function: transmembrane transporter activity. The transcript has 3 exons.
AUGGACCAUGCCGAGGCCAAUGCUGCCCCAGAUGGCGAAAUUGUCGUGGCCGUUCGAGCCUUUUCCGAGCUGGAACCGCGGCCAGAAAAGGGUGCCGAUUGCGAAUUGAAAAAAGGCAAUGGGGUUGGACGCAUUCCUGGAGAGCGAAUUGUAGAGACAAAGGCUGAGUCGCCGCCUAAAAAGUCACUGUCCUUCAAGCUUGCUUUCAUGGGGCUUGCGUUGACCCUCCUUGUUUUUCAAGUAGACGCAACCUGCCUGAGCAUUGCCCUGCCGGCUGUCUCUGGUGAACUGAGAGGCUCCAGUCUGGAGGCAUUCUGGGCCAAUCUGGCUUACAACCUCUGUGGCCUGGUCAUGCAGCCGGUCUGGGCCAGUGUUUCCCACGCGUUCGGUCGGCAGUACCCUCUUUACGUCUCCGUUGCAUUCUUCUUCACUGGUUCCAUCGUUUUUGCUCUUGCUCAGAAUAUGAGAGUUUUAAUCGGCGGACGGGUCACCCAGGGGCUCGGUGGCGGAGGGAUUGACAUCCUGUCGACGAUUAUCCUCGCGGAUAUGACGACGCUGGAAGAACGCCCCAAGUAUCUCGGCUUGAUUUCCAUCCCCUCCGCGGUUGGGAACAUCAUGGGUCCCUUCGCGGGCGCGCUCUUCUCCUCAUAUGUCACCUGGAGGUGGAUUGGCUGGAUCAACCUGCCGAUUUUGGGAACAGGGACGGUGCUUCUGUUCUUCUUCCUCAAGCUUCGGCCUAUCUCAUUCGGUUCAACACUCGCAAGCAACCUGAACCGCCUCGAUUGGAUCGGUAUGGCGCUGGUCGUUGUCGGAAUCACCAGUUUCUGUGUACCGGUCAGCUGGGCGGGGUCUUUAUACCCAUGGAGUGCCUGGCAGACCCUCCUCCCAUUGCUUUUGGGAGCUGCUAUCCUCGUCAUAUUCGCUUACUUUGAGGGCAAACCGGCUGCACCUAUAAUCCCCCACCGACUGUUCAAAUCGAAGACGGGAAAUAUGGCAAUGCUGGGCGGCUUCAUCCAUGGUAUGAUUCUCAUCUCCCUCCUGCAAUACCUACCAUUGUUCUAUCAAUCAGUGGAACGGGAAACGGCGAUUUCAUCUGCGAUUUUCCUGCUGCCCACUGUUAUCGUGAGCGUGGUAGUUGCAGCUGUGUCAAUGAUGAUGGUUCCGUUGUUCGGUGGCUAUGUGUGGCUCCUGCGGCUUUCAUGGGUCACUACUACGUUGGGAACCGGCUUGCUGGUCCUGCUCAACGAGGAUUCGUCGACGUCUAUGCUGUACGGGGUUCCAAUUCUCUGGGGCCAAGGCGUUGCCCUGCUCCGUCUUAUCCUGCUUCCCGUGCAAGCAAGUACAAAGAAUGCCGACGACGAAGGCCUAGCGACUGCAAAUUUUCUCACUAUUCGCAUGUUUGGGGCCCUCAUCGGCCUCGCUAUCGCGUCGCCGAUUUUCAACAGUGUUUUUGCAACAUCCAUCGCUGACACUGCAGUCCAGCUAACUGGAGACUUGGCUCCUCUGGAGGAUGCCUCCAAUGCCGUAAACUUUAUCGGCGAGUUGAGAGCACUCGACGUCCCCGCGGCAACUUUGGAUGCAGUCUUGCGCGUCUACCUCAAGUCAUUCCGAGCCGUUUUCUACACAAUGACUGGGCUGGCCGGGCUGGGGCUUGUGAGUUCUUUCUUCCUGGACGAGAUCGAACUAAAGAGACGGGGUCUUGGCAACCAGCGCUUCGAGGACUAG